GAGCUCAUAUAUAAAACCUCAUCCUCUACUUUACACGUACUCAGUUUCUCUUUUCUCACACCUUUUCUUUCUAAUACACAUAUACAAUGAAAACCUCAAGAUAUAUCGCUUUUCCUUUGGCCUAUGCUGCCUGUCUUCUCUUGCUUGCCAACCAAGCUCAAGCUAAAGCUGCUACUGAACAAGUAGAAGAUGUGACCAACUGGACAAAAGACCAAGUUCAAGCCUAUCUUAACAAAUAUCAAAUUACAUAUGACAAAAGCGAUGAAAGUUUAUUGGAAACUGCUAAGAGAUAUCGUGAUGCAGCUGCCUCUAAUGCUAAUAUUUUUAUCAAUGAUCAAGCAAAUAGCAUCACUCGUUUAUUGGAUGGUGUCAAGAUCAAGCUCGAAAAGAAUUAUAACUUGGCCACAAACCAAGCCAAUGCUCUUAUGAACGACCUCUCUCAUGAAUUAAAACAACUUGAGUUGAGCGGCAGUUUAACACAAGACAAGGUCAAGCGUGCUUUAGACCAGUAUCAACACAAGGCUCUUAAACAAAAAUACUUGACUGAAGCUCAAUACAAGGAACUCGCCAAUGAUAUCCAGAGUUCUUUUGCUCAUCCUACUUGGUACCAACGUAUCUUUGGUACAGGACCCGCUAACCACUUUUAUGAUGACAGCUCUUUCCACACUUGGCUUACCACCAGUGUUGUUCAACGCUUACAAGAAAACAAGGAAUUAACCAAGGAUGAGAUCAACAGUGUUACAGAAACCUUGAAGAAAGCCAUCAUGAACACAUCAAAUUCUAUCCAAGACUUGGCUACUCCUUCUUGGUGGAAGCAAUUGGCCAACGAUCUCGAAUCACAAGGCAAGUUGAAGAAAGACCAAGCUCAACAAGUCGCCGAUUCCUUAAAAGAGGAAGUCAUUGCUUACAAGAUUUUUGCCAUGGAUUAUGCUGGUGAAACAAAACAAAAGUCUCAAAACUUGUUUGCCGCUGCUACUCAAUACAUCAAGGAUACCGGUAAUGGCAUUUAUCAAGCUGUUGUUCACCCAUUAAAGAAGCAAGAUGCUUAUGCCAGUAGUGCACUCUCUACUGCUUCUUCUGCUGCCUCUUCUGCUACCGAUGCUGCUGCCUGGUCUGCUUCCUCUGCUGCUGGUGCUGCUUCCUCUGCUGCUGGUGCUGCUGCUGACUAUGUAACAGAUGCUGCUGCUUCUGCUACUGAUGCUGCUGCCUCUGCUACUGAUGCUGCUGCUUCCUCUGCUUCUGUCUUACGUUCCAAGGCUACACAAAGCGCUUAUGAUGCCAAGAACAGCUUUGGUCGUUUCUGGCGUCAAAAGGAAAUGGAAACCUAUAGAAAGAUUGGAUACACUGAAGCUCAUAUCGACUGGAUUGAAAACUAUCUCUCGAAGACAUUCCAUGAAAAGUCUAACUUUGCCAAGGAUUCUGUUCAAAGCGCCAUCAACACUGUUCGUCAAUACUUGAUUCAGGCCAAGGUUCAAACUGCUGCCCACAUUGAUUCUCAAUUAAAAUCACUUGAAGGUCUUAUUGAGCAUUGGAGACGCCAUACUGUACGUGAUGAAUUGUAAUGCAGACGUCAUUCUUAUGUAUUUAAUAAUAAUAAAUAAAAAUAAAAUACUUAUUUCGUACAUGUUGCUUUA
Messenger RNA from Gilbertella persicaria, 1634 nucleotides. RefSeq lists its product as uncharacterized. The coding region runs from base 87 to 1562 and encodes 491 amino acids. The transcript is spliced from 2 exons. The record is from RefSeq and is a predicted model, not a curated record. NCBI's taxonomy places the organism in Eukaryota, Fungi, Mucoromycota, Mucoromycetes, Mucorales, Choanephoraceae.